CACGUCAUGCUGAUAUAAAAGCUGUAAGCAAAUGUAUUGCAAAUGGAGUGAAUAUAAACUUUAUUGAUGGUUUUGGUAAAACAGCAUUACACUAUGCAGCCGCAAAUGGAAGUUAUGAAUCAGUGAAACUUCUUGUCGCUAAUAAAGCAAAUGUAAAUAUAUGGGAUUCAAAUGGAACUACACCAUUACAUAUGGCCGCUAAAGGAAAUCAUACAAGAGUAGUGAAAUUCCUACUUAUGUCUGGGGCAGAUAUUAAUCAUCAAUGUAUUAGUGGCGUCAAACCAAUCGACUUAGCAAUUUACAACUCCGAAACUUGGAAAGUUUUAUUGGACGCUGCAAACGGCGAUCUACCCAAAAUUGAACAUUUAAUACAAACAUGUACAGUUCCUUUAAUUCCCCAAUUUACAAUACAACGAGAAAUUGAUAAACAAGCUAAGGCGAAUGAAAAGAAAGGUGGAACGAAGAAAAGUGGAAAGAAGAGUGGAAAAAAAAGUGGUAAAGGCAAAAAGAAGAAAUGAUCAAUUUGUCCAAGAUUAUGUGAAAAUUUAAAGUACUUCUACUGUUUUGCUUACAUUCAUACAUACAUUAUAUACCUGUACAAUAUGGUAUACAUAUUAAUAAAAUCUAUUAUUACAAAUUUAUCAUUUGAGCACUAAAU
Messenger RNA from Schistosoma curassoni, 658 nucleotides. The record is from the annotation of a GenBank genome assembly. Lineage: Eukaryota; Metazoa; Platyhelminthes; Trematoda; Strigeidida; Schistosomatidae.